Molecule: messenger RNA, 1550 nt
Organism: Eurypyga helias (sunbittern)
Lineage: Eukaryota; Metazoa; Chordata; Aves; Eurypygiformes; Eurypygidae
Gene: FZR1
Product: fizzy/cell division cycle 20 related 1 (Drosophila)
Exons: 13
Coding region: 69-1550 (493 amino acids)
Biological process (GO): positive regulation of ubiquitin protein ligase activity; anaphase-promoting complex-dependent catabolic process; positive regulation of anaphase-promoting complex-dependent catabolic process
Cellular component (GO): anaphase-promoting complex
Molecular function (GO): protein binding; ubiquitin ligase activator activity; anaphase-promoting complex binding
Source: RefSeq, a predicted model, not a curated record
CAGACUAAUUACUGAUUUGACUUCAUGAACAUAAAUUCCUGGGCCUGCUGAAAUGCCUUCCUUCCACCAUGGACCAGGAUUAUGAGAGACGUCUCCUACGUCAAAUCAACAUACAGAAUGAAAACACAAUGCCUUGUGUAGCAGAGAUGAGAAGAACCCUGACGCCUUCAAAUUCUCCAAUGUCUUCUCCGAGUAAGCAUGGUGACAGGUUUAUUCCUUCCAGAGCUGGGGCCAAUUGGAGCAUCAACUUCCACAGGAUAAAUGAAAAUGAAAAAUCACCAAGUCAAAAUAGAAAAGCAAAGGAUGCUACAUCAGACAAUGGCAAAGAUGGCCUUGCUUACUCUGCCUUGCUGAAGAAUGAACUCUUGGGAGCAGGGAUUGAGAAAGUGCAAGACCCACAGACAGAAGACAGGAGGCUGCAGCCAUCCACCCCGGAGAAGAAGUCUCUUUUCACUUAUUCGCUCAGCACAAAACGCUCUAGUCCAGAUGAUGGCAACGAGGUGUCACCGUAUUCCCUGUCUCCUGUCAGCAACAAAAGUCAGAAGCUACUAAGAUCACCUAGAAAACCAACUCGGAAAAUCUCAAAGAUUCCCUUCAAAGUACUGGAUGCCCCAGAGCUGCAGGACGACUUCUACCUGAACCUAGUGGACUGGUCCUCUCUUAAUGUCCUCAGCGUUGGCCUUGGGACUUGUGUUUACCUCUGGAGUGCUUGUACCAGCCAGGUAACCCGGCUGUGUGACCUCUCUGUGGAAGGAGAUUCUGUAACAUCAGUGGGCUGGUCCGAACGGGGGAACUUGGUAGCCGUUGGCACUCACAAGGGCUUUGUGCAGAUCUGGGAUGCAGCUGCUGGAAAAAAGCUGUCCAUGCUAGAGGGGCACACAGCCAGAGUCGGGGCCUUGGCGUGGAAUGCAGACCAGCUGUCUUCUGGGAGUCGUGACAGGAUGAUCCUUCAGCGGGACAUCCGCACCCCGCCCUUGCAGUCCGAGCGGCGGCUCCAGGGCCACAGGCAGGAGGUCUGUGGGCUCAAAUGGUCUACAGACCACCAGCUCCUGGCCUCCGGAGGAAAUGAUAAUAAGCUCCUUGUCUGGAAUCACUCCAGCCUGAGUCCCGUCCAACAAUACACAGAGCAUCUUGCAGCAGUCAAAGCGAUCGCCUGGUCUCCGCACCAGCAUGGACUGCUUGCCUCUGGCGGUGGGACGGCUGACCGCUGCAUCCGCUUCUGGAACACGCUCACCGGGCAGCCCUUGCAGUGCAUUGACACUGGGUCACAAGUGUGCAACCUGGCCUGGUCGAAGCAUGCCAACGAGCUGGUGAGUACCCAUGGAUACUCGCAGAACCAGAUCCUCGUCUGGAAGUACCCCUCGUUAACACAAGUAGCAAAGCUAACUGGGCAUUCGUACCGCGUCUUAUAUUUGGCGAUGUCCCCUGAUGGGGAGGCCAUAGUUACAGGAGCUGGAGAUGAGACCUUGCGCUUCUGGAACGUCUUCAGUAAAACCCGCUCGACAAAGGAGUCGGUGUCUGUGCUCAACCUCUUCACCCGGAUACGAUAA